AUGCAUACAAAAUGUCAAAAUGAAAUUGAACAACAACAAGCAUUAAUAAUUCAAUUACAAAAAGAUUUAGUUGAAAAAAAUAAAAGAAUAUCGGAAUUAUCCGGUUUAUUGGAUAAAUAUCAAAGUGUAUUUAAUCAAUCACAAUCAUUAUCAACACCAGUAACUGCGAUUAAAGGUCAAAUACAACCACAACAAACAAAAGAACGACCAUUAGGUUCAAAUGAUGUUGUAUUUGGAUUUGGUGGUAAUGAUCAACAACAUUUACAUGAUCCAACUGUACAAACAAGAAAACGUGGUAUAGGUAUAUCAGCUGAACCUCAAAAUGAAGAUGAAAUUCAAUCGAAAGAGCUUAAAUCAUAUCCAAAGUCAGAGGAUGUUCGUAAAUUGAUAAAAGGUGCUAUUCUGGAAAAUGACUUCAUGAAUCAUAUUGCAUCAAGUCAAUUGAGUCAGUUAGUCGAUUGUAUGUAUAGUAUAAAGUUUACUGCGGAUGAAAUGAUCAUCACUGAAGGCGAUUAUGGCUCGUUAGUGUAUGUAUUAGGCGACGGAAAACUAGAAAUUUCCAAAGAUGGUCGAAAAUUAAGAGUGUUAGAUCGUCCGACAGUACUAGGAGAAUUAGCUGUUUUAUAUAACUGUACUCGAACUGCCAGUGUUAAAGCUAUAACUAAUGGAACACUAUGGGCAAUUGAUAGAACAUCAUUUCAAACUAUAUUGAUGCGAGAUCAUUUACAAAAACACAAUGAUUACAUAACAUUCCUUAAAAGUGUACCAACAUUUAGUAAUUUACCAGACAGUACAAUAUCCAAAUUAGCAGAUCAACUGAAUGAAGUUACUUAUCGUCCAAAUGAAUAUAUCAUACGUCAAGGUGCAAGAGGUGACAAUUUCUAUAUAAUUGCUGAUGGUCGUGUAAAGGUGACCAUUUAUCCAACAACAGAGAAUGGCGCAAUUGAUCGUACAAAAGAACCUCAGUUUGUACGUACACUAGGUAGAGGAGAUUGGUUUGGUGAAAAAGCAUUAACUGGUGAUAACUUACGAACGGCCAAUAUUAUUGCAACUGAAGAUGAAGGUGUAACAUGUUUAGCUUUGGAUUUAGAGUCAUAUAAACUUCUGAUUGCUGAUUUGGCUGCAUUAAAAAGGAGAUAUUCACAAGAGAAACCACAAGAAACUACAAUUGAAGAAUAUAAGCCAGAAUUUAAAAACUUAAAGUUGCAAGAUCUAAAAAUUAUGUCUACUUUGGGAUCUGGUGGUUUUGGUCGCGUUGAGCUUGUAAGUAUAGGGAGUGAUAAGACAAAAACAUAUGCUUUAAAAAAGAUGAGAAAACAGCAUAUUAUUGAAACAAAACAGGAAGAACAUGUAAUAAAUGAACGUAAUAUCAUGUUACAUACAGACUGUGAUUUUAUUGUUAGACUGUGCAAAACAUUCAGAGACAAUAAAUAUGUUUAUUUACUGCUUGAAGUAUGUCUGGGUGGUGAACUUUGGUCUCUUUUGAAGGACAAAUAUUUUUUCACGGAACAAGCUACACAGUUCUAUAUGGCAUGUGUAGUUGAAGCAUUGGAUUACUUACACAGGAAAAAUAUUGUAUAUCGUGAUUUAAAACCGGAAAAUAUUAUGCUGGAUACACAAGGAUAUUGUAAACUAACAGAUCUUGGAUUUGCUAAACAGCUACCAUAUGGAGCUAAAACAUGGACAUUCUGUGGUACACCGGAGUAUAUGGCACCCGAAGUAAUAUUAAAUAAAGGUCAUGACAUCGCUGUUGAUCAUUGGUCAUUAGGUGUAUUGUUAUUUGAACUACUAACAGGCUUACCACCAUUUGAAUCACCGGAUACAAUGCGUACAUAUGGAAUUAUAUUAAAAGGAAUAGAUGCUGUUAAUUUUCCAACAAGAAUGUCAAAAAAUGCUCAAUCUUUAGUUAAAAAACUUUGUCGUGAAAAUCCGACUGAACGAUAUGGUAUAGGAAAAGAAGGACUACGUGAAAUCGAAAGGCAUGUAUGGUUCGAAGGGUUCGAUUGGGUUGGAUUACGUAAACGAGUAUUAAAAGCACCAUAUGAAAGACAAGUAACAUCACAAAGUGAUCUCAGACACUUCGAUGAAUAUCCAGAAGAAACAGAAGAGCCAGAAGAUGAAAUAUCGGGAUGGGAUGAAUCGUUUUAA
Schistosoma rodhaini is the source of this 2148-nucleotide messenger RNA. Lineage: Eukaryota; Metazoa; Platyhelminthes; Trematoda; Strigeidida; Schistosomatidae. The record is from the annotation of a GenBank genome assembly.